CUAAAAUUAGCGGAAAAUGCCUGAACGACCCGAACUAACGUUAGGACCUCGGGCGCUCGCGGCAGUUUUGACGCCCAUGAGUUUCCUCGGCUGCGACAACAACAGCUUCGCUAUGAGGGGACUGCACCAGAUCCUGGUCGAAGUGAAACCUGAACUGAAACCGCUGCCCGGCGUCGCUCUGCUGGCAAAGUCGCACGGCAUCAAAGUACCGCCGAAUGAUCGCUAUUCGUACGGGGUUGACUGCGAUGAAGUCUACCCGGGCAUCUUCGUCGGUGACGAAGGUGCUGCACGCAACAAGCACUACCUGCGUGGUCUAGGUGUGACCCAUGUACUCAACACUGCGGAGGGUUCCCAGUUUGGUCAGGUGGACACAAGCCAGGCAUUUUAUAACAGCCAUGGCAUCUCUUACUUGGGCUACGCCUUGUUGACAACCACAGGAAGACAUCGCAGCACACUUUGACAAAUGCGCCAACUUAUUGAUGACUGCCUUG
Molecule: messenger RNA, 491 nt
Organism: Rhipicephalus sanguineus (brown dog tick)
Lineage: Eukaryota; Metazoa; Arthropoda; Arachnida; Ixodida; Ixodidae
Exons: 3
Coding region: 17-460 (147 amino acids)
Biological process (GO): negative regulation of MAPK cascade; protein dephosphorylation
Cellular component (GO): cytoplasm
Molecular function (GO): protein tyrosine/serine/threonine phosphatase activity; MAP kinase phosphatase activity
Source: RefSeq, a predicted model, not a curated record